AUGGGGAAGAUCACCAAGACGAUGCAGCCCAAGCACGAGGAGACUUUGUCUCCUUGGCUGAGGGACUUUGUUCAGUCUGCCUCUUCGACCUCUCUUCCUCUUCUCCCUGCCCGCCUUGCCACAUUCCCGACGCGAUGGCCCUUCCCGAGAGGCGACCUUUACCACUGGAUCCCGCUUCUCAACCGUUUCGACAAUAUCCUCGAAGUGUUUACCACGACCUACAACCUCACCGAUGGGCCUCAGACCCGCGAGCUGGGCUGCGACGUCCUCCUCAAUCGAGACUCCAAAAUCGUCGACUAUGGGGACCAGAAGUGGGACAUGGAUCUCCUGCGCAAGCACGGGUAUCAGCAGGAUGGUGACCGCCAGCUUGUCGAGGUUAUUCUCAAGUUCACCCGUGUUCUGCUCGAGCACUGCGGCAACCGAAGCAUCUACGCCAGCAGCGGUCACUUGAACGACUUGCUGAAUACCACUUGCCUGCCGCUCAUCAUCGCUACUCUCGAGGUGGGCACCGAGCUGGCCAAGCGAUACCAGGCGUCCGUCAAGCGAAUCGGCAGCCACUCCCGCCAUGUCAGCACCGCCCUGCUGUCGAAUCACUACAACAUGGACCUGGGCCGCGUGCAGCAACUAGCAUCUCCCUUCGUCAAGACGCCCCUCGCAUCUCUUUCCGAAGGUGGCCCGUCGUCGGGAACGCCCCGAUCCGCCAAGGGCAAAGAGAAAGAGAAAGAGAAAGAGAAGGAGAAGGAGAAGGAGAAAGCACACCACGUCACUGCCCAGAAGAAUGCCGCCGCCAUGUUCGCAAAUGACCUGACUGCCAUCGCCAGCGACGACGCCAGCCGUUGGAAGGGCUGGGGGGACAUCAAAGUGACCUACACCGUGACCCCCCCGCUUCGGGAUCCCGCAUCAGCAGCAGCCACGGUAGACCGUGCGCACUCUUCUUCCAAUGCGCCUUCCACGCCAACUCCGCUUCGCCGGAGCACAACGAUGGGUGGUGCCCCCACGCACCAGACUCCGAGGUCUGCUCGUCACUUCGCGAGCGAGGAGUCCCCCCCGUCUUCCAUCAUACGCUCUCCCGCCCUGCCAAGCGAACAACCUCUUUCCAACCAGAAGGUCUUCGACAUCCCCGAGUCCGUCGUUGCGUCAUCCUCCAUUCAUGACCUCCUUGCCCGAUGUCCCGCCGAUCUCCCGGCCCAGACAAGAUACGAUAUCCUGAAUAGGUUCCGAAUCGCAAAGGCACUCCUCGGCGAUGCAGAGUCCCGCCGGCAAGCCUUGGCUGUGCGACUCUUGGCCAUCAUGAAUCUGGCAUACAUCCAUCAGGAGGCAACCUUCGUGGAGAAGGUCAUGCGGCCCGAUAUCGACGAGAUUCGUCGAUUCCAGCUGGUCUAUCAAUUGGCUGAACUGAUCCACCCGUCCGCCGACGGCUCGACCCCCGUGCCUCUAUGGCUGCAGUCGAUCGCCUUGGGUUUGCUGGGAGCCAUUUCUAACUUCCAGGCUCGCUGCCAGGACGUCUUGUCCGCCGUAAAUGCCAACGUCAACCACGGCAUUCUGCUCUAUGUCAUCAGGAAGGCAGUGGCCGGUAUGAAGCCGGAUGAUCCACCCGACCAAGGCGACCAGACCACCGAGGAGGAUACCUGGCGUAACAAGCUCUUCUCCCUCACCCAGCACUUGGCCAUGUCCACUAGGGUGGGCGCCGAGAUGGUCGGCGCUGGCCUCAUGGACGUUCUAGUCGAGAUCCUGAAGCUCCGGUCCAACGUGGCUCGCCGCAACCAGUCCACCAUCCUGAGCUUUGUUGACGCCUUGAUCUGGUCCUACCAGAAUGCCUUCCAGGCCUUCUUCAACGGUGAUGGGCUCAACGCCAUCUCCGACUUGGUCGUCACCUCCGUCGAGGAAGCGAAGCAGUUGGCCGAGUCGGGCCAAGGCACCCAGCCGGAGCUCCACUCGUCCAUCGUCGACUAUCAGGUCCCGUUCUACCAGCAGCAGACCCUUAAGUGGCUUCUCAAGUUCAUGCACCACAUGAUGACCAACUCGUACAGCAUCGGCGGCAACACCGAUCGCCUGCUGCGAAACCUCGUGGACAAGUCCGACUUGCUGGCGAGCCUCCGGGAAAUGAUACUGCACUCCAAGCGCUACGGCUCAGUUCUGUGGACGAAUUCGGUCACCGUCUUAAGCGACUUCAUCAACAACGAUCCUACCAGCUACGCCGCCAUUGCCGAAUCGCGCAUGAUUGUUGCUUUCCUCGAGUCCAUCACCGGCAGGCCGGUGCCCGAGCAGCCGACAGUGGCUCGCACCGACGAGGCAGCGGGCCGCGACGGCAGCGCCGCCGCCGAUCCGUCACAGCAACUGGAUAGCCAGGUCACCUUGGAGCCCGACACCAGGCCGCACCCGCCCCCCGAGGACGUGCUGGACUCGCAAGUAGGUCGACCGCUGGCGCAGGGCAUUCUCGCGAACCCCGAUGCGAUCCUCACUAUCCCGCACCUGUUCAACUCCAUUUCGCUCAACAACGCCGGCCUGAAGAUGGUCGUCUCGUCCGGAGCUUUUGAGGCCUUCUUCGAGAUUUUCGAGAGCCCGAAACACGUUGCCUGCCUAGAAGGCGACCAUCGCUUAGCCUCCAACGUUGGCGAAACCUUUGACGAGUUGUGCCGUCAUCACCCUACCCUGAGGAAUCCCAUUUCGGCCGCUGUGACCGACUUGGUUGCAAGAAUACGCCAUCUGGGGAAGGUGGAAUCCCGGACGGCCGGCUUGGGACUCAGCCUGGGUCUGAACGACGUGGCCGGGAACUUCGUGCCCGCCGAUCAGGACCUGCUCGGGCGACUGUCGACCCACUCGGCCCCGUCUCCCGGCGACAAAGGCAAAGGCAAAGGCAAGGCUCCCGCUGACGACCAGGACAUUGAGAUGACCGAUAGGCCGGCGACUGCGGAUGGCCAUAGCAAGAACGAGACAAAGACGACCGCCGACGUCGCGCCUGCCGCAAAUAAACCCUCGGCAUUCCACCCCUACAUCCGCGCCCUCUGUCUAUUCCUGUCCACCUAUUUAAGCAACAGCUCUCUCAAAUCUCUCUUUAUUAACCGCGGGGGUAUUGAGCAGCUCCUGGACCUUGCCGAGUCACCGAGCCUCUCCCUCUCCUUCGACGUUUCAUUCAACGAUGACGACGACGUUUGGCAUGGACUGACCGGCGUCAUCGCCCAGCUGGUCGAUUACGCACCAGUGCUGGCAAUCCCGUCCAUCUUGACUCGCGCCCAAGCCGCCGUCGACGUGCUGAAGCCACUCGUAGACGCUCGCCGAGAGGACCGGCCUUACUUCGCCCCUUUCGUUGCGUCUGACACGACGGUCACGGCGGAGCAAGCCGCUGGCUGGGAUGCCGCAACCAAGGACAAGAUCAUGUCGGGCAGCAAGAUGGCCAAGGCCUUGAUGACCCUCGAAUUUUAUCUUAAGAUGCUAUUCGACUGUGUCUCUUCGAUUCCUAGGUCCAACAUUGUCUCCUUCUAUCCCAUCAACGUCUUCGAUCAGUAUCUCCGUCUCGUCAAGUCCCUUGGACCCCUCCUGCAAGCGGUCUGCAACGAAGAGGACGCUAUCUACGAAGCGAUCCCUCCGCACUGGAGGCCGACGCCUCUUACGGCCUUGCGGGGCAAGUUGACAUCAGAGCAGGCCAAGUCUAUGGAGGCAAAGGAUGCAUUGUUCGUCGACUCGGCUCUGCCCCGAGCCGCCGCCCAGGAUGACACAGGAGAAAGCAAAGACGAGGGAUCGGCCGCCGAGCCGAAACGGCUUACGAAGCAGGAAGAGGCGAGUACGCGAUUCAAGAAUUAUCAGAUAUUGCGCACUCUACUACACACCAUGCAUCCUUUUGCGUGCCCGUUCCUCCAGCAGCUGGGCAAGGCCGUCUUUCCCCGUCGGGAGCGGGACCCUUUCUCUAGACAACAACACACCGAGAUUACGAAGGCCGUUGCCGCCUGUAUCCUCGACCAUCUGCGGACGUCUGUGGCUCAAGAGGAUCCCCCCGUCAAUGUGCGCCGCCAGUGGCUUCUCCAGCUUCACACGCUCGGCGAGAUCAUAAUCGAUACCCAUCCACGGUCGACUGAGCGCUCUCCCAUCCACAUCAACACCCCGGUGUACGUCGCCUUCAUUCAGCAGGGUGGAUUCGACGUCCUGAUGACGCUGGCGCGGCGCUGUGCAGACACGUUGCGGAACAGCGAACAGCGGGAACGCCCGGAACGGCUGGCUUCGGUUGGGCUGAAGAAGGUGCUCAAUAUCUUCGCCAUGGUGGUCGACGGCAAAUGUAUGCUCGACGCAACCACGCAGUACGGUCUUCUUCCGCGCACCACCGAGAGGUCCGCCGAGCGGCGAGAUCCGGCAUUGAUCUCCCAACAGCUCCUCCUCGAGGCGCGUAUGGCUGUGUUCCCAUUCGUCCGUGAGAUCUGGGAGUCCCCUUUCCUCGAGAAGGAGCAUCCGGAUACUCUCCACAAGGUCAUGGAUAUCCUCAAGACAAUUUCCCUGGGAGACAACGAGCCGAGCCAAUACCACCCCAUCGUGGACGACAUCUUGAAGAAGUCACCGGCCCCAUUCAACUGGGUGCAGGCCCAACCAGCCAUCACCAACCUUGGUGAAGAAUACGAUGCCGACUUGACUCGCGAAGCCGUGUACAGGGCCAAUGGGAACCAGAAUACUGCCUCGGAGUACUGCCGUAUGCACUCGUCACAUCUGGCUGGACCGCGGAAUCCCGUGCCUCCGGAGGACGCGUACACCCAACCCUCAGCGCCGGCCCAUCCAGCGACUGAACCUAUGGCCAUAGAUGACGCGCCGCCCCCCGAACUAGACAACGUACUGGGUGAGUCGAUGCUGGCCGAAUUGGAAGACCACUCCUCCCGAGCGUCGGAUGACGAGGAGGACGAAGAUGAAGACGAUGACGACGAAGACGACGACGGCGACGGGGACGGCGACGGGGACGGUGCUCAUCGUGGCGCCUCUGUCGGCGAUGGCAGCGCUCAGAACACUACAGACCUUCGUACCGUUACCAAGCAAGAGCUGGAUAGUCAGAGGGAAGCGCUACGGAAGGAUCUCAUCUCUCGAUCCUUGGAUAUUAUCCGAGCUCAUCCGGCGUCUGCUUUCGAGGUUGCCGAGCUGAUCCGCACAGUGGUGUUCUACCGCCCUAACGCCGAGAUCCGGGAGGAAGUUGGCGUGACGCUGGCCAGCGCGAUCACUUCCAUGGCCUCCGACAGUGGGCAGGUCGCGUCAGAAGCCGAUGGACGUACCGUCGCUGCGUACGCCCACUUGUUCGCCCUGCUUUUGCUCGACAGCGCUUUCAUGAAGGCCAAUCUGGACACGCUCCGAAGCAAUGUGGACGCGUACAUCGGCUUCCUCAAGGUAUCGCCGGCCAACUCCAAGGAGGAGCUGCCGCCGUGGAUUCCCUACGUCUUGCUCAUUGUCGAAAUGCUCCUGUCCCAGGACGAGAAGCCGAUCGAGGCGUCGUGGAAGCCGCCCGCGAGUGAGAAUGAGGAGGUUCAGCCUGCCGUUUUCCCGCCACAAGAUGCUAUUGUUUCGAGCGACCAGCAAAGCGACAUGCUCGACAGCAUACUUGAUUUACUGCCUCGGCUCGGCAAAAACGAUGUUUUGGCGACCUCUAUCCUCCGGAUUCUCGUCAUCAUGACACGGAAACGGGCUCUCGCGCGUAGAGUGGGGGACAAGAAAAACCUGCAGCGACUUUUCGUGAUGGCCAAGCAGCUUGCCGGGGGCAGUUCAAACCCACUGAAAGAUCCGAAGACGUCCGGCUGCAUCAUGAACAUCCUCAGGCAUGUCGUCGAGGACGAAGAGACGAUCAAGCAGGUUAUGCGGGCUGAAAUCCGCAAUCUGUUUGAGAACCCGCAGCGAAGCCAGCGCAACCUGGACCUCCACACCUAUCUGCGCAACCUCGCGCCGGUCGCGCUUCGUGCACCCGACCUCUUCGUCGAAGUCACCAACGAGAUGACGAAGCUGACCCGCUGGACGCCGGCCAACGAAGGUAGCAGCCGUCCUCACCAGCUGGCCUUGAAAGAGGAGGCGAGCUCGACCGCCGAGACGGCACAAAGUAAAGAAGAGGGUGUUGAGCCGGCCGUCCAGGCUACCGAGGACCUGUCUCUCCACGACAUCAAGCCGUCGACCGAGACUGGCGACAAGGACAUGACGGACGCUCCGAAGCCCGCCAUCCAGAGGCCGAUCGUAGAGAACCCGGAUGGCGUCGUUCACUUCCUCUUGUGCGAGCUACUGAACUACCGCGAAGUUGAUGAUAAGGAAGCGACACUGCCCAAGAGCUCGAAGGACAGCAAGGCGGAGGCGACUGCUUCGGCCUCCGCGUCGUCCUCAUCCCAAGAAAAGCCGGCCGAGACCCAGGCAUCGGACAACACGGACGGGAAAGAGAAGAAGUCGUCCAAGGUGACGUUCAAGGCGGAAGAACACCCAAUCUUCAUCUACAGGUGUUUCCUCCUCAACUGCCUGUCGGAACUCCUCCAGAGCUACAACCGAGCCAAGGUCGAGUUUAUCAACUUUAAGCGAAGCGCUCCCUUGCAAACAAACACUCCCGUCAAGCCCCGGUCUAGCGUACUGAACUACCUCAUCCAUGACCUCCUCUGCCAAAGCGGCCAUCCCGACGGCACCGACAACGUUCUGUCGAAGAAGAAGGCCGCCACUUCGAGCCAGGCGCAACAAGUACUGGUAGCGUUAGUGACCAAGACGGCCGAGAAAGUCAUCGACAAGCGGCGCGAGCGUUUCGAAUACGAUGACGACCCCGAUCUUCUUUUCGUCAGAAAGUUCGUGUUGGACACCAUUCUCAAGGCUUACGAACGAGCUUCCACCCCGGACGAGCCGCUCGAGACGCGACAUGCGAAGAUGCAGGGCCUCGCCGAGCUGAUGAACCACAUCAUCGGCGAAAAAGAUCGGGACCCGCCCACCUCGGUAAGGGGUAUGGACUCUCCUCAGGUGCGCUCGCAAGCUCAGCUCCGACGCAUGAUGUACGAGAAGGGCUACCUCGACAAGCUCACCUCGUCUAUUGCGGACUUGGAUCUCAACCAUGCCGGUGUCAAGCGAUCCCUCAAAUCAGUGCUCCGCGUCCUCCGCAUCCUCACCGGCACGGCUAAGGAGCUGAGCCGGUCCAGUGUCAUGCCCUCCACUGCUCUCCCAGAUGCUGCUGAUGACGAGAUCAUGUCGUCCUCCUCCGUGUCUGACGUUGAUGAUGACCGGGAGGAGACCCCUGAUCUCUACCGCAAUUCAGCCCUGGGAAUGCUGGAGCCUCGCGGGAGUGACGACGAGUCAGACGAGGAAGAUGACGACGAGGAGAUGUAUGACGACGAAUAUGGCGACGAGCUUGAUUACGGCGACGAAGAAAUUUCCGAGGACGAUGAGAACCGCCUUAGUGAUGACGAUGAAGAGCUCGGGGAGAUGGGCGAGAUUGAGGGCCUCCGCGGCGAGCCCGGGGUUGUCGAAGUCGUCAUGGAUGACGAUGACGAUGAGGAUAUGGACGACGACGAGGACUUGAGCGACGACGAUGAUGACGAACUCGGGUCCGAAGAUAUGGAGGACCUAGAAGACCACGUCGAGGUGGUUGAAGAGAUCGUUGACCAUGACGGCAACCCCAUGGAAGACGACGGUGAUUCCGACUGGGAGAGCGAAACGGACGAAGACGACAACGAGGACGAGGAAGAUAUCGACUACGGGGGAGAAGAGCAAGACUUUGAAGAGGCACACAUGCAUGGCAUGGAAGAAAUGGAACCCGGCGACAUUAUCGGCAGCCUCGCCCGUGCCGUCAUGGAUCCGGAGGACGACUUUGCCGAGCCGGAAGGGAUGGAUGAACUCGACGGCCAUUAUCUCGACGAUGGGCGUCCUGAUGACGAGGAUGAUGACGAGGAAGAUGAUGAUGACAUGGAGGACGAAUAUAUCUACGACGAGGACUAUCCCCACGAUGUAGCCAUCCCCGUCAACGUCCCCGGACACCUCGGUUGGGAUACUCUCGUUGUUGAACCUUUCCCUCCUCAUGGCCAUCACCGACAUCGCCAUGGUCAACGGAGCCCCUUCCAGCCAGGAUUCAUACCUGGCGGUCCUCGCGACCCUCUCGGAGGCAGGUCCCCUGCAAGCAUUUUCCGGGCUCUUCUUAAUGUCAUCGACCCUACAUCCGGCCUCGAUGCUAACGAUGCUUCAGACUUCCGCAGCUAUCUCUCUCGGCGGCCACGGCCUAGCGGUCCGCAGAAUGCUGCCGACGAUGGCGUCAACCCGCUGUUGCGACGCGGUGACCAGAAUCCGGACCUUGCGUCUCGCCCUGGAGCCGGAGGUCUUAAUUUCGUUGGGCUCACCUGGCCGCCAGAGAUGUUGAUGCCGGGCGUGGGAGGAGGACGAGCGGGAGGGUUCUUUGACAGCCCCAUUGCCCUCCUGAACGAUAUUGUCGCGUCCCUCCCCGUCAUGCGAUCAGGCCCUCCCGUCCGGCUCCAAGUCACCCAACCCGGUGGUCGCGGCGAAGUCCGAGAGUACCAUUUCGGACCCCGUGAAAUGCGACCCGACAGCCGCCGGGACGGGAUUUAUCAGGAACCGCAGCAGGCAGUCGCCUUCAACAUUGUGUCCACCUUCGAGCGAUACCAGGAAGAAGCGAGGAUGGUCUUCGGCGGUCCCCAGUGCGUCGAGAUGGUGCAGAAGCUUGUCAACCUCAUCCUCUCUGAACUCGUCCCACCGGCUAUGGAACAGGAGAAGAAACUCAAGGCCGAAGAGGAAGAGCGACGACGCGUUCGCGAAGAAGAACGGAAGAAACGCGAAGAGGAGGAGCGUCGGGCGAGGGAAGCCAAGGAAGCCGAAGAACGGGCUGAACGAGAAAAGAAGGAAGCCGAGGAGCGGGCAGAACGCGAACGUGCUGCUGCGGCUGCAGCACCACCGGCUCAAAGCGACACGCGCGAAGGAGGCGAAGGGUCUCAAGCCAUGGAGGGAGUGGAAACACACGGCCCUGCCGAGACAUCAACCACCGAAGCACGACCUGCGGAUGUGCCUCGCGUUGUUACCACCUUGCGGGGCGAGGAGGUCGACAUCACCGAGCUUGGCAUUGAUCCUGAAUAUCUUGCCGCGCUCCCCGACGAGUUCAGAGAAGAGGUCAUUGCGCAGACGGUUAGCUCCCGCCGCUCCCAGGCGCGCGAGGAGGCUGCGGCCGGCGAACAGCCUGCCGUCUUCCAGGAAUUCCUCGAUGCACUGCCAGAGGACAUCCGCACGGAGAUUGUGCAGCAGGAACGUCAAGAGAUCCGUCGCCGCGAGCGGGAGGAGCAACGCCGUCAAGCUGCAGGAGGCGGGCACGAAGCCAUCGCCGCCGACAUGGACGCUGCCAGCAUCCUGCUCACGUUCCCGCCCGAACUUCGCCAUCAGGUUCUCCUAGAACAGGGAGAGGAAUUUAUGGACCAGCUGCCUCCCGACAUGGCGGCCCAGGUUCGCGUUGCGCCUCGUCUGGGCGGUGCUAGAAGCCCACCAUCCGGCGGUGCGCCCAGACCCGGCCAGCAGGAAGGUGCAGCGGGCCAGCCGCAAGCAGCCAAGGUGCAGCGCAAGACGGUGGUGCAGAUGCUAGACAAGGCCGGCAUCGCGACCCUUUUAAGGCUCAUGUUCAUCACGCAGUACGGGUCGAUCCGAAAUUAUCUAUUCAGUGUCCUGUCGGAUGUUUGCGAGAAUCGGCAGAACAGGAUCGAGGUCGUCAGCACCGUCCUCUCGAUCCUCCAAGAAGGAAGCACAGACAUGGACGCGGUGGAGCGCAGCUUCAGCCAGCUGUCUCUCAAGGCGAAGAAACCGAAGGAGAAGGAUGCCGACCCGAAGACGCUGCAGAAUCUUAAGCGCACUCUGACGUCGCUGAGCUCGGUCUCCAAUUCCCAAACCAACUCGGAAAUUUCGCCGCUCUUGGUCGUGCACCAGUGCCUCGACCUCCUGCAGGAGUUGUCGACGAAGAACCCCCAUAUUCCCAUGCUCUUCCUCACCGAGCACGAGAGCGUCGGGUCGUCGCUGAAGCGGUCGCUCAGCCGCAAGGGCAAGUCGAAGGACUCCAAGGCGCAGAAGUAUGCCAUCAACUCGCUUCUCUCGCUCCUGGAUCGCGAUCUGGUCAUGGAAAGCUCGGUGGUCAUGGCGUACCUGGCUGAUCUCCUCAACAAAAUCACGGCUCCCCUGGCUGCCAUGGAGCGCCGCCGUCGGGAAGCCGCCGAGAAGGAGAAGGCGGCAGCGGCAGCGGCAACGGCAGAGGAGAAGGGGACGGAGGAGGCUCCCGCUGCGGAGGGUGCGAGUGCCCCUACUGCCGGCUCGACGAGCGCCACCUGUGCCCAGGCCGCUGGGCCAUCGUCCUCUGGUGGCGCCACCACCGACGCGCCUCCCACGUCCGCAGAGGCCCAGCAGGGCGGUGAUGGUGAGCGCAACAAGGACGGACCCGAAAGCUCCCCGGUCGCCGAAACGAAAGACUCGAGCCAGAAAAAGGACCGGCAGAUGCAGGUGCCGGUGAUCCCGGCGCACAACCUCACAUUGGUGGUCAAGAUCUUCGUUGCACGCGAGUGCAGCUCCAAGACGUUCCAGAACACCAUCUCGGCGAUCAAGAACCUCUCGGCGAUUCCCGGAGCCAAGAGCAUCUUCGGGCAAGAACUGGUUCGGCAGGCUAGGUUGCUCAGCGAGAACAUCGUGUCCGACCUCGACGAUCUCUUGCCGCACAUCCUGAAGGCCACGUCGGGCACGGAGAUCCAGGGAGUGGCGUUGUCCAAGUUCUCACCUGGAGCGUCGGAACAGAACAAGCUCCUCCGGGUGUUGACGGCGCUUGACCACCUCUUCGACAGCAGGAAGAGGAGCGACACGGCGGGCGACGAGGAAGCGGCAAACAGCGAGAAGCAGGACCUGGUCCACUCGCUCUACCACAACUCGACGUUCUCCAAGAUGUGGGAGAAGCUGAGCGCGUGCCUGGGCGCGAUCCGCCAACGCGAAAACAUGGUCAACGUGGCGACGAUUCUGUUGCCGCUCAUCGAGUCUUUGAUGGUGGUUUGCAAGAACACGGCGUCGACGGAGAAGGCGGCGGCGGAUAAGGAGAAGGAGAAGGUCCUCUCCAGCCCGCCGCCAGAGUCCCGCAUGGCGGGUCUGUUCUUCAACUUCACGGAAGAGCACCGGCGGAUCCUCAACGAACUGGUGCGGAACAACCCGAAGCUCAUGUCGGGGACGUUCGCUCUUCUGGUCAAGAACCCGAAGGUGCUGGAAUUCGACAACAAGCGCAACUUCUUCAACCGCAGCGUGCACAGCCGGACGGGAGCGCAGCGGCCCUCGUUCCCGUCGCUGCAGCUGGCGGUGCGUCGCGAGCACGUGUUCCACGACUCGUUCCGGUCUCUGUAUUUCAAGUCGGGCGAGGAGAUGAAGUACGGCAAGCUGAACAUCCGAUUCCACGGCGAGGAGGGAGUCGACGCGGGCGGGGUGACGCGCGAGUGGUUCCAGGUGCUGGCGCGGCAGAUGUUCGAUGCCAACUACGCGCUCUUCAUCCCCGUGUCGUCGGACCGGACGACGUUCCACCCGAACAAGCUGAGCGGGAUCAACGACAUGCACCUCAUGUACUUCAAGUUCGUGGGGCGCAUCAUCGGCAAGGCGCUGUACGAGGGCCGGCUCCUCGACUGCUACUUCAGCCGGGCGGUGUACAAGCGCAUCCUGGGCAAGUCGGUGUCGGUCAAGGACAUGGAGUCGUUCGAUCCGGACUACUACAAGUCGCUGGUGUGGAUGCUGGAGAACGACAUUACGGACAUCAUCACGGAGACGUUCUCGGUGGAGGACGACGAGUUUGGGGUGACGAAUACGAUCGACCUCUGCCCGGAUGGGCGCAACAUUCCCGUCACGGAGGAGAACAAGCACGAAUACGUCCGGCUGGUGGUGGAGCACAAGCUCUUGUCGUCGGUCAAGGAACAGAUGGAGCACUUUUUGAAGGGUUUCCACGAGAUCAUCCCUGCGGAGCUCAUCUCCAUCUUCAACGAGCAGGAACUCGAGCUCCUGAUUUCUGGACUCCCCGAUAUCGACGUUGACGACUGGAAGAGCAACACCGAGUACCAGAACUACACUCCUUCGUCGCCCCAAAUCCAGUGGUUCUGGCGAGCUGUCCGAUCCUUUGAUAAGGAAGAGCGGGCGAAGCUGCUCCAGUUCGUGACGGGAACCAGCAAGGUGCCUUUGAACGGAUUCAAGGAGCUCGAGGGCAUGAACGGAAUUAACCGGUUCAAUAUCCAUCGGGACUAUGGCAACAAGGACCGUCUGCCGAGCUCUCACACAUGCUUUAACCAACUCGAUCUUCCCGAAUACGAGAGCUACGAAAUCCUCCGCAGUCAGGUGUUCAAGGCUAUCACGGCCGGCAGCGAUUACUUUGGUUUCGCAUAG
Sodiomyces alkalinus F11 is the source of this 12354-nucleotide messenger RNA. RefSeq lists its product as hypothetical. Gene Ontology annotation, biological process: proteasome-mediated ubiquitin-dependent protein catabolic process; positive regulation of protein catabolic process; protein polyubiquitination. Lineage: Eukaryota; Fungi; Ascomycota; Sordariomycetes; Glomerellales; Plectosphaerellaceae. Gene Ontology annotation, molecular function: ubiquitin-protein transferase activity. The coding region runs from base 1 to 12354 and encodes 4117 amino acids. The record is from RefSeq and is a predicted model, not a curated record. The transcript has 7 exons.